AUGGAACAGCAUGGCAACCCGAGCAAGCGCAAGCAACCACCAACACCCUCGGCCGAACGCCCCAUGAAGCAGAUUAAGCAGGAGACGGACGCUCUUCCCCUCAACGGCGCACACGCACCGACGACGCCAAACACCGACGACAUGGACGACGCCCACAGCGACUACAGCCUCGAAGAGCUCGAGGUACCCGCCGCCGCGCACAUUGUCGGCGCCGUGCACGACACGGCAGAGUGGCAGAAGACGAUAGAGGGCGUGGUCAAGAGCGUCGUGUCCAUCCACUUCUGCCAGACAUGCUCCUUCGACACGGACGCGGCCGUCUCUUCGGAGGCGACAGGCUUCGUCGUUGAUGCCGAGAAGGGCUACAUCCUCACCAACAGGCACGUCGUCGGCGCUGGCCCUUUCAUCGGCUACUGCAUCUUUGACAAUCACGAAGAGUGCGACGUCCACCCUGUCUAUCGCGACCCUGUGCACGACUUUGGUAUCCUGCGAUUCGACCCUAAGGCCAUCAAGUACAUGCCCGUUACGGCCCUCCAGCUCCGCCCAGAUUUCGCAAAGGUGGGUGUGGAGAUCCGUGUGGUCGGAAACGACGCUGGAGAGAAAUUGAGUAUUCUGUCUGGAGUCAUCAGUCGGUUGGACCGAAACGCGCCCGAGUAUGGGGAAGGUUAUUCGGACUUCAACACAAACUACAUCCAGGCUGCGGCUGCGGCGAGCGGAGGAAGUUCUGGCAGUCCCGUGGUCAACAGAGAUGGGUUUGCCGUCGCAUUGCAGGCUGGCGGAAGAGCAGAUGGCGCCGCGACGGAUUACUUCCUCCCCCUGGAUCGCCCACUACGAGCGCUGGAGCUUAUUCGCCAAGGAACUCCUGUCUCUCGGGGCACUAUCCAAACGCAGUGGAUACUGAAGCCUUUCGACGAGUGCCGAAGGCUAGGUCUUUCGCCUGAACUGGAGAAAGCUAUUCGAACCCAGUUCCCCAAGGAAACUGGCAUGUUGGUCGCUGAAGUUGUACUUCCACAAGGACCUGCAUCGACCAAGGUUGAGGAGGGCGAUCUUCUGCUUAAGGUCAAUGGCGAAUUGCUCACAAGUUUCGUUCGUCUUGACUCGAUCCUCGAUGAUAAUGUCGGCAACACGAUCUCGGUCACGAUCCAGCGAGCUGGCGAGAACAUGGAUGUCGAACUGGACGUAGGGAACUUGCACGAUAUCACUCCAGACAGGUUUGUGUCAAUCGCCGGAGCCUCGUUCCACGAUCUCUCAUACCAGCAGGCUCGCUUGUACGCCAUUUCUCUCAAGAACGCAGGUGUCUUCGUCUGUGAGGCGGCUGGCUCGUUCCGAUUCGCCGAUGGUUAUGCUUCAGGCUGGUUGAUCCACGAAGUCGACAACCAGCCUACACCAAACCUUGCCGCUUUUGUUGAAGUCAUGCGAAACAUUCCUGAUCGCAAGCGCAUUGUCAUCAUGUACAAGCAUCUCCGCGACCUACACACUGCAAACACGAGUAUCACUGCUAUAGACAGGCAUUGGCACGCGAAGAUACGGAUAGCGACGCGCAACGACACAACAGGGCUGUGGGAUUUCAAGCCGCUUGCUGACCCCAUUCCAGCUGUGCCAGCCGUUCCACGACGCGCAAACUUUGUCACGCUAAACUCUGCCAGCUACCCGAACGCCGUGGACAUUGUACGCAGUUUUGUACGCGUGAACGUCUCUAUGCCAAUCAAGCUUGACGGCUUCCCUAAGAUGAACAAGCAAGGCUACGGUCUUGUUGUAGAUGCUGAGCAGGGCUUGGUUCUUGUUUCAAGAGCAAUUCUGCCAUAUGACCUCUGCGAUAUUGCCUUGAUCAUUGCCGAUAGCAUAUUUGUCGAUGGCAAAGUCAUUUUCAUGCACCCUCUGCAGAACUAUGCGAUUAUCAAGUAUGACCCUUCGCUGGUCAAUGCGCCGGUCAAGACACCGAAGUUUGCUACCGAGUUCAUCAAGAAAGGAGACGAGACCAUCUUUUUCGGCCUUAACCAGAACUUCCGCCCUGUUGUGGCGAAGACAGUUGUUACGGAUAUCACUACAGUUGCUAUCCCAGCUAGUGCGAUUACACCACGAUACCGAGCAACAAACUUCGACGCCAUCACCGUGGACACCAACCAGGCCUCGCACAGCGGUUCUGGAGUCCUUGUCGCUGAAGAUGGUACCGUUCAAGCUCUUUGGCUGUCAUACCUUGGCGAGCGAACAUCGCACAGCGGGAAAGACGUUGAGUAUCAUCUGGGUCUCGCUACUCCCAACCUCCUCCCCAUUCUGAACGAGAUCAAGAGCGGAAAGACUCCCAAGCUUCGCAUCCUCAACGUCGAAUUCCAGACUGUCCAGAUGAGCCAAGCGCGGGUCAUGGGCGUAUCGGAAGAAUGGAUCGAGAAGACAGAGCAAGCGGAUCCCGAGCGUCACCAGCUUUUCAUGGUACGGAAAGUCGAUUCUGGUCAUGGAGAUGGGCUGCUAGAGGGUGAUGUCCUUCUCACUUUGAACGGAAAGCUUGUUACACGUUCGCCUGAUCUGGAUGUCAUGUACAACAACGAGUUCCUCGAUGCGAUCGUUGUUCGAAAGCGAGAGGAGAAGGUGAUCAAGGUUUCCACGGUUGCGACAGAGGAUCUCGAAACAGACCGCAUGGUCAGCUUCUGUGGUGCUACAUUCCAUCGCCCGCAUCAGGCUGUGCGCCAACAAAUCAGCAAGAUUCACUCAGACGUGUAUAUCUCAUCUCGCGCCCGUGGAUCACCGGCGUAUAUGUAUGGUCUCGCGCCAACAAACUUCCUUACACACGUAAACAACGUUCCAACCCCCAAUCUCGACACCUUCCUCACCGAGGUCAAGAAGAUUGCCGAUAAUGAGUACUUCCGCCUCAAGGUGAUGACGUUUGACAACGUGCCGUGGGUCGCGACUAUGAAGAAGAAUGAGCACUACUUCCCGACUAUUGAGUAUAAGAAGGACAGUGCGGAGCCGUUGGGGUGGAAGAAGAUUAUUCACGAGUGUGAGGCGGGUGGAGCAAGAGAGGUAGAUGAGGCUGCUGCGGAAGGGGAUGUAUGUGAGGAGUAG
Dothidotthia symphoricarpi CBS 119687 is the source of this 3057-nucleotide messenger RNA. RefSeq names its product trypsin-like serine protease. Gene Ontology annotation, biological process: proteolysis. Gene Ontology annotation, molecular function: protein binding; serine-type endopeptidase activity. Lineage: Eukaryota; Fungi; Ascomycota; Dothideomycetes; Pleosporales; Dothidotthiaceae. The coding region runs from base 1 to 3057 and encodes 1018 amino acids. The transcript has 5 exons. The record is from RefSeq and is a predicted model, not a curated record.